AUGUCGUCCAAUUUUGACGAUGAUGAUGCGCCUCCGGAGCUGAUCGAUGUGUCCGAGGUACCGGAGCAGCCAGCCUCUAUAGAGGAGGAACAGACGCCCCGAGUUCCUAUCACCCUUGUUACAGGAUAUUUGGGAGCGGGAAAAACCACCCUGUUGAACUACAUCCUGACAGAGAAACAUGGGAAGAAGAUUGCUGUGAUCAUGAACGAAUUCGGUGACUCAUCGGACAUCGAAAAGCCCUUGACAGUAAACGAGGGCGGCCAAGAAGUCACCGAGUGGAUGGAAGUUGGCAAUGGAUGUAUCUGUUGCUCAGUGAAAGACUCAGGUGUCAUGGCCCUGGAAUCCCUUAUGGAACGUCGCGGUACAUUCGACUACAUCCUGCUAGAAACCACCGGCCUCGCAGACCCAGGCAACAUCGCCCCAGUCUUCUGGAUGGACGAAGGUCUAGGCAGCUCAAUCUACCUAGACGGGAUCGUGACACUAGUCGACGCGAAGAACAUCAUUCGCUUACUCGACGAACCGGCCCCGGAGGAAAAAGCCGAGGCUCACAAUGUCGACCACGACCACGGAUCCGGCCCCGUGCUCUCCAUGGCGCACAUGCAGAUUUCCCAUGCUGAUGUGAUCAUUCUCAACAAGACGGAUCUAGCCUCUGCGCAAGAGCUUGACGCCGUUAAGGACCGAAUCUCGUCUAUCAAUAGCGUUGCAAAGAUUCAUGAGACAGAUCAUAGCCGUACACCGCAGAUCGAGGGCGUGGUGCUUGAUUUGCAUGCGUAUGAUCAGUUAGCAGAUAUGGACUUUAGUGAGAAAGGACAUAGCCAUAUUGAUCCAGCUAUUUCUACUUCUGCUAUCUUGACGUCUCCAAUUUCUGCCUCGAAGGUUCCCAAAAUCGACGAAUGGCUUCAGUCAGUGCUUUGGGACUCGGUACUUCCUGAAUGUCCCAAGUCGCCGUCCGAGUCUCAUCCGACAGAUUUCGAGAUCCACCGAUUGAAGGGUAUCAUUUACUUUGAAGAUGGGUCAACCAAGAUCAUCCAAGCUGUGCGAGAUGUCUUCGAGAUUCGGGACUCGGAUCCAUGGCAGAAGGGCGAGAAGGAGGUUCAGUGCAAAAUCGUUCUAAUUGGCCGAGGUUUGGGACUGAGUGUAGACCCAUGGAGGAAGAGCUUCGAGUCUUAUGUACGGAUGUAG
Molecule: messenger RNA, 1182 nt
Organism: Penicillium atrosanguineum
Lineage: Eukaryota; Fungi; Ascomycota; Eurotiomycetes; Eurotiales; Aspergillaceae
Product: CobW family GTP-binding protein
Exons: 6
Coding region: 1-1182 (393 amino acids)
Cellular component (GO): cytoplasm
Source: RefSeq, a predicted model, not a curated record